UGUUAGGCCGGGGAUCCGCCCCUACUCUGUUACAACCUUGGAGUUUGCUGGGAAGGGAAUCUCCGGGGUACGGGUGCGCCUAGCUCCACCUUCUGUCUUCGCAUUAACCAAUAAGGUCGUUGAUGCCAGGGCAAGUUAGGUAGAGCCCCCUGGAAGGGCGCUGGGUUGCUCCGUGCCGUAGUGGAACGGAGUGGAGGGCUGUAUCGGGUUGGCUCAGGGUUUGGAAGGGCAGGGGAGUGCAAGGUGAUGAGCGGCACACUGUAGGAAGUGUAUAAGCAGGCAAGCGUCAACCAUAGCAAUAGAUAAACUGUACAUACGCAAGGUGCUUAUCUUGGGGUUCACGCCUUGACAGGACAUGGAAGGGCCCUCACAGGAAGGUGACCUGCUCACUGUGAAGCACGAACUGCGGACAGCAAACUUAACAGGACACACAGAAAAAGUUGGCCUUGAAAACUUUGAACUAUUGAAAGUCCUUGGAACCGGAGCAUAUGGCAAAGUAUUUCUGGUGCGAAAAAUCAGCGGCCAUGACUCUGGGAAGCUUUAUGCAAUGAAAGUAUUAAAAAAGGCAACUAUCAUCCAAAAAGCAAAGACGGCAGAACACACAAGAACAGAACGACAAGUGUUGGAACAUAUAAGGCAAUCGCCUUUCCUUGUUACACUUCAUUAUGCUUUUCAGACAGACACAAAACUUCAUCUCAUUUUGGAUUAUAUUAAUGGUGGAGAGCUCUUCACUCAUUUAUCCCAGAGAGAGAAGUUCACUGAAAAUGAGGUGCUGGUAUAUAUUGGUGAAAUUGUUCUGGCACUUGAACAUUUACAUAAGCUUGGAAUAAUCUACCGGGAUAUAAAACUUGAGAACAUACUUCUAGACUCCAGUGGACACGUGGUGUUAACAGAUUUUGGACUUAGUAAAGAGUUUCUGUCUGAUGAAAAUGAAAGGGCAUAUUCUUUUUGCGGGACUAUAGAGUAUAUGGCACCAGAGAUUGUCAAAGGAGGUGAUUCAGGACAUGACAAGGCGGUAGACUGGUGGAGUUUAGGUGUCCUAAUGUAUGAGUUAUUGACUGGAGCAUCCCCUUUUACUGUUGAUGGAGAGAAAAAUUCUCAGGCUGAAAUUUCUAGGAGGAUAUUAAAAAGUGAACCCCCUUAUCCUCAAGAAAUGAGUGAAGCUGUGAAAGAUAUAAUUCGGUGCCUUUUAUUAAAGGAUCCCAAGAAGCGAUUGGGAUGUGGACCAGAUGGAUGCGAUGAAAUAAAAAAGCAUCCCUUCUUUAAGAGUUUUAAUUGGGAUGACUUGGCUGCUAAAAAAAUACCUGCACCAUUUAAACCCAUAAUUAAAGAUGAAUUGGAUGUUGGAAAUUUUGCAGAGGAAUUUACAGAGAUGGAUCCCACAUACUCCCCUGCUGCUUUGCCUAUGAACGCAGACAGGAUAUUUCAGGGCUAUUCUUUUGUAGCACCUUCUAUCCUGUUUAGGCCCAAUGCUGCUAUAGCAGAUCCCUUGCAGUACCAUUUGGGGAUUGAACGUCCUGGCACUACAUCUAUAGCAAGAAGUGCAAUGAUGAAGGACUCUCCUUUUUAUCAGCAUUAUGAACUGGAUCUCAAAGACAAACCACUGGGUGAGGGAAGUUUUUCCAUAUGCCGCAAAUGCUUGCAUAAAAAAACAAACCAAGAGUAUGCAGUGAAAAUCGUCAGCAAACGUAUGGAAAGCAACACUCAGAGAGAAAUUGCAGCCAUGAAGCUAUGUCAGAGUCACCCAAAUAUAGUCAAAUUGUGUGAUGUUUUCCACGAUCAGCUUCACACAUUCUUAGUAAUGGAGUUACUGAAAGGAGGCGAAUUGUUUGAACGCAUCAAGAAAAAGAAAUUAUUUAGUGAGACAGAAGCAAGCCAUAUCAUGCGCAGACUUGUCUCAGCUGUCAGUCAUAUGCACGAUGUUGGAGUAGUCCAUAGAGAUCUGAAACCUGAGAAUUUUCUAUUCACCGAUGAAAGUGAUAACUCUGAGAUAAAAAUUAUAGAUUUUGGGUUUGCCCGAUUAAAGCCACCUGACAAUCAGCCACUGAAAACGCCAUGUUUUACUCUUCAUUAUGCUGCACCUGAACUUUUAAAUGAAAACGGCUAUGAUGAAUCAUGUGAUUUGUGGAGCCUGGGAGUCAUUCUGUAUACCAUGCUGUCAGGUCAAGUGCCCUUCCAGUGUCACGGAAAGACCCUGCAAUGUACAAGUGCUGAAGAUAUAAUGAAGAAAAUAAAACAAGGUGAUUUCUCAUGUGAGGGUGAAGCUUGGACAAAUGUGUCCCAGGAGGCCAAAGACUUGAUACAAGGGCUUCUCACUGUGGAUCCUAAUAAACGAAUUAAGAUGUCAACGUUAAGAUACAAUGAGUGGCUCCAAGAUGGCAGCCAGCUUUCUUCCAACCCACUUAUGACACCAGAUAUUCUGGGUUCAGCAGGGGCUUCUGUACACACACAUGUGAAAGCUACAUUUCAUGCAUUUAACAAGUACAAGCGAGAAGGAUUUCGUCUCCAGAAUGUAGACAAAGCACCACUGGCAAAGCGCAGGAAGAUGAAGAAGACAAGCACAAGUACAGAAACACGAAGCAGCUCUAGUGAGAGUUCACACUCCUCCUCCUCCCACUCGCAUGGCAAAACUUCACCUGCAAAAAUGUUGCAGCCAGCUAAUCCUUCUGAGAGCAAUAACCCAGAGGCCAUCUUCCAGUUUGCAGACUAGAAAAGGAGGCAAUCCUCUGAUUUUAACAAAACACAUUCUUGGGGAAAAAUAUGUUCAACAAGCUGCAAUACACAGCAUGUUCUGAAUGUUCCCAAGUAAUAGGUGAUCCAAUUUGUAUCAGUUUCCUGGUGUUUCUUAGGAACCCUUCAUAGUGCAGGGGUUUUGGCAGAAUUGUUGUGGCUGAUAUAGAAGCUUAUGUUAUGGGUUUGGUACUGAACACCUUCCCUGACCUUUCUGCCAGGCAAGAAGGAAACACCUUAAAGUUUUGUCCACCAAGGGCUGCUGUGAACAAUCGUACUUUUUGCCUUAUAUAACCACUUUGCUGCCAGUGCAGCCCCUUAUUGCAGUGCUGAGGUUUGUAUGGCCUAUUAAGAGCGAUUGUCAAGCUCACUUGUGGCUUCUGUUUAGAUGCCAUAUUUUAACUGUCAUUUAUUAUAUCUUUGAGAAAAUAUAAUAUACUGUAACAGGUGGCAAUAUCCUAUUUAUUUAUUUUGCCCCUUUUAAUAGUACAUUGAAAAGUCCUUGAUUUCACAAAGAGAAAACUGCUCAAAGUUGAGUGGUGUCUACUAUGUUCUUUUAUUCUUUGGUGGGUCCGCUAUAACAGCUCUAGAUACAAAAGUCAUAUUUAUAAAAGAUCACAUAUUCUACUGCCUGAAAGCAAUUUAAAAUAUACUGUUUUAUAUUAAUUUUCUUUUUAAUGCCCUGUUCUUACAGAAGAGGUUGCAGUGAUUCUAUGAUAUAAAACAAUGGGCAUAUCAGCUGAAACCCUUUUCUGAACAUAUAUGCAUUUUAUGCUUUUUUUUUUUAUUUUACAAAUAUUACAGUUGUAUUUUUCUUUUUAUAACCUUGCACUGUGAGUUUCAAUAACGAUUUAUUUAUUUUUUUCCUUCAAAAAAGGCACUUUUUACUAAGGGAGGUUUAGAUCAUGUUUCUUUUGUACAUAUUAAAGUCCAGUAGUUUUUGUAUUGUAAUGGGAAUAAUAGCGGGAACGUAAAACAUUUAGCUUCAUAGAUAACUUAGCAAUCUUUAUUGCAGAUUUGUUAGAGGGUCAAUAACAAAAUAUGGAAAUCCCCUAUUAUAUGUGAUCAAUGUGUAAUUUAUUGGAACAAAAAUACAUUUGUAAUGGGAAAUACUUUCACUUUAGGGUU
Molecule: messenger RNA, 3858 nt
Organism: Xenopus tropicalis (tropical clawed frog)
Lineage: Eukaryota; Metazoa; Chordata; Amphibia; Anura; Pipidae
Gene: rps6ka5
Product: ribosomal protein S6 kinase, 90kDa, polypeptide 5
Exons: 17
Coding region: 356-2710 (784 amino acids)
Biological process (GO): regulation of DNA-templated transcription; intracellular signal transduction
Cellular component (GO): nucleus
Molecular function (GO): transferase activity; protein serine/threonine kinase activity; ATP binding
Source: RefSeq, a predicted model, not a curated record